AUGUCAGAGCGCUUACCACUACUCAGCCAAAUUGGCAACCCCCCGAAUCCGUUGGUCACUAUCGUUUCAAUAUUUGGUUGCAAAACUUGGCGCAACGUUGGAAAUGUUGCGAAGCCCACCAUUUUCUGUAGCCGGCUCAACUUUCUCAUCAUAAUGAUACCUAUUGGCAUUAUUAGUGGGCUGUGUAACUGGGGCCCAACGGUCAUCUUCAUCACCAACUUCCUGGCAAUUGUUCCCCUUGCCGUAAUGAUGUCGUUUGCGACCGAACAAGUUUCGCAGGUGGUGGGGGCAACAACUGCGGCGUUGCUUAAUGCAACUUUUGGCAACGCCGUUGAGUUGGUUGUCAGCGCCUUCGCACUCAUCAAUGGCCAUAUUGAUAUCGUUCAGUGGUCCAUGCUUGGCUCGAUACUCUCCAACUUGUUACUUGUUCCAGGUGCAAGCUUCUUGUGCGGCAAUAUCGCCAAGAUGCGCGUUGCUUCGAACAAUGGGGUACAACAAACGUUUAACCCGGAACUUGUGCAAACAGCCUCUUUACUAAUGGUUAUUUCGGCGGCUAUGUUUUUGAUCGUUUCUACUUUCUCUUUAGGUUUUGAGACGGCCGAGCCUGUAGAGAAGUUGCACGACAUACUAGUCCUAUCUCGCACAAUCGCUAUUCUCUCUCUAGCUUUGUAUAUUGCAGUCAUUUAUUUCCAGCAUGUCACCCAUCACAAUCUUUUCAAAGGAGUUGAUGAAGAACAUGGAGAAGCCGAACUUGGCGCUGUGGGUGCGACUUUGGUGCUCCUUGUCAUUACCGUUUUGGUUACAAUCAACGCGCAUUACCUCGUUGAUAGCAUUGAUAGCUUCAUUACCACAAACGGUAUAAGCAAGGGAUUCGUCGGAGUUAUUCUCAUCCCAAUCAUCGGAAACGCGGUAGAGCAUUGGGCAGCGUUGGACGCAGCCGUGAAGGACAACAUGGAUCUUUCUUUAGCCAUUACCACCGGUUCCAGCAUUCAGAUGGCUUUUCUUAUUACGCCACUUCUAGUUCUGUUCGGAUGGGUUCUAGGUCAACCUAUGAGUCUGGACUUCGGACUGUUCGGAGGCGUCAAUCUAGUAUGCUCUGUACUGGUUCUUGCAUACACAAUGCAAGAUGGAAAGUCCAAUUAUCUUGAAGGCGUCGGUCUGAUUGUAUGGUACAUCGUCUUGGCCACAGCCUAUUGGUUCUUCAGAUAG
Messenger RNA from Colletotrichum truncatum, 1209 nucleotides. RefSeq names its product Vacuolar calcium ion transporter 2. The record is from RefSeq and is a predicted model, not a curated record. NCBI's taxonomy places the organism in Eukaryota, Fungi, Ascomycota, Sordariomycetes, Glomerellales, Glomerellaceae. Gene Ontology annotation, biological process: calcium ion transmembrane transport; intracellular calcium ion homeostasis. Gene Ontology annotation, cellular component: fungal-type vacuole membrane. Gene Ontology annotation, molecular function: calcium:proton antiporter activity.